Conger conger (European conger) is the source of this 3008-nucleotide messenger RNA. RefSeq names its product T-box transcription factor 16, like (gene tbx16l). Bases 306 to 1997 code for a protein of 563 amino acids. NCBI's taxonomy places the organism in Eukaryota, Metazoa, Chordata, Actinopteri, Anguilliformes, Congridae. Gene Ontology annotation, cellular component: nucleus. The transcript is spliced from 10 exons. Gene Ontology annotation, molecular function: RNA polymerase II cis-regulatory region sequence-specific DNA binding; DNA-binding transcription factor activity, RNA polymerase II-specific. Gene Ontology annotation, biological process: heart looping; cell fate specification; vasculogenesis. The record is from RefSeq and is a predicted model, not a curated record.
AAAGGACUCUGCUGGGCAGAAGCGCGUGGAGAGAAGUGGCUUCUAAAAAUACUGUCCAGCUUAAGUAUUUCAAAUAUUCUCAUAGGCUGUGAGCACAUUCGAUGAACUACAAUCUUCCCAUGUCUCAUUUGUUCAAUCUAAAGUGCUGCCUGAGGAUGAACCGUUCCUUCAAAAACCUUCAGUCUGACCUGUGGACAAUCGGCACUGUGGUCUGCAUUACAGAAGAUACUCAGUGAGUACCAGUAACAACAGCAUCAGCAUCUGAAGUUCCUUAGACUGGGAUUGGCACAGCUAGCUCCAAGGCCAUGUUUCUGCAUGAAGAGAGGCCAUUCUGUGACUACUCCUUGCCCCUCAACCCUCAGCAGAACAGCUACACCUCCUGCCCCCCAGAAUGGAAAGAUGCAGUUCUCAGGAGUCAAUGUCGGGAUGCUAUGAAAGCAGAAGCGCAGGCCGAAAUUUGCGCUCAGCAGACACGGGUGUCGCUACAGGGCCGCGAACUAUGGGACAGAUUCCGAGACAUAGGAACGGAGAUGAUAAUCACAAAAGCUGGCAGGCGGAUGUUUCCCGCUUGCAAAGUCAGCGUCACUGGACUGAACCCCAAGACCAAGUACGUGCUGAUGAUGGACAUGGUGCCUUUUGAUGACAAUAAAUACAAGUGGACCAAGGACAGAUGGGAGGUGAACGGCGUGACGGAACCCCACCUCCCCAACCGCUUCUUCAUCCACCCGGACUCCCCUGCUCUUGGGGAGAGGUGGAUGCAGUACCCGGUCUCCUUCCACAAACUCAAGCUCACCAACAACACCCUCAACACCAACGGCCUGGUGAUUCUGCACUCCAUGCACAAGUAUCAGCCCCGCCUGCACAUCCUCCCGACCCCUGACCCCUGCAGCCCACUCUCCAGAGGUUACCUGCGUUUCACCUUUCCCGAGGCCGCGUUCAUCGCCGCAACCGCCUACCAGAACCCCCAGAUAACAAAACUUAAGAUAGACAACAACCCAUUUGCAAAAGGCUUUCGUGAUCAUGGGCUAAACAGUAAAAGGCAGAGGGAGAGGCCAUUCCAGAACUCCAGGAAACAGCCAGCAGAUAGUUCACCUGAAUCAGGACCCAAAAGCCAGACAGCGGUGAAGGCGUUUGAUGCAGGCGAUGGAGCGGACCUCACCGUUUCAAGCUCAGAAGACGCCCUCAGCUCGGCAUCGCGGGUGGAGAGUGGGAACGCCCCGAACCCUUUCAUCUCCGCGUUCAUGAAGCGCUGUGCGGCAGACACUGCCUGUGGUGUGGAGGAAUGGACAGAGGGCAUCAAGUACCUCAGCAACCAGGAUACGCUCCCUGCCGCACCUUAUACCAGCUCUAGCUGCUACAAAACCAUCGGCCUCUCCCGACCUCCUCCUCAGGGCCUGUGCUCAGAGAGCCUGGGCUGCGGGGGCCUCCCCCACCUCCUCCACCCGCCCCACCCGCCCCAGGCUCUGCAUUCUGAGAGCAGCAGAGCUGACAACCAGCCGCAGCGCCCUGGCAACCAUCCUCCCGCCAUCUUGGAGGCCGGCACGGCGGCGAAGGGGGAGCUCCAGAGGCAGCCGGGGUUCGACUUCUCUCUCCCGUACCCCCCCAAAGUCAGCAGGGUCCACCUCCCCGAAAGCACCCUGCGGAGCCUGGAGAUGACCGCUCCGUGCGUCCCCAGCAGUCCCCGCCCCCUCGCGGACAUCAUCAACAGGAUUCGGGGGAGGCGAGAGGGCAGUCCGGGGAAACUCCCGCCGGCUCAGGCCACCUGGCCGCCCCUUCUCCUGGGCAAGGAGGCCUCGGCACAGUCGUACCAGUCGCCGUUCGACCACAGCGGCGAGCCCCUGGUGUUGCAGGGCAUGCUGGGAUACCCGAGUGGCACGGCGGCCGGUGCGCAGGCGGGCAGCGGCCCCGCAGACGCCCGAGUGCCGCUGUUGCCCGCGGACUACCCCUACAAAAUGCCCCUGCUCGACUUCUACAUGAAUGACUUCACCAGGAAAUGAGGACCACAGACGUAUCAGAGAGACAUGCUUUUGUAGUUAGAGACCCUGAGACACCCCCAGCAACUGAUAGUACAAUUGUGCUGUUUCUUUCUUUUUCUUUUUUUUUUGGUAAAUUGGAAACUUUAAGGUGUAUAUACCAGAUUUCCCUUCCUUUGCUCUUUGAGUUUGUUACAGCUCAAGGCGUAUCCCUUUGCCUGAUGAGAAAGGUGUUAAUGGAGGUUUAUAAAAGGUUUCAGUACUCCAGUAGCAUUAAUUGUAAGCAUUGACUUUAUGGAGGUUUUUUUUAUCCUUAGAGAAAACAUACACAGUAUAAAUAUAUCCUAAGUAUAAAAUAUAUAAUCUAAUGAUUCUUAGCAUGUCCUACUGAGGUUAUAGAAAGAAACCUCUUUGUAGUACUUCCUUGGUAACACAGCCCCCCCAGGGUUGUGGCUGUGAGAAGAGCUUUAUUAUAAACUCCAAAAUGGUGCCAGUGGGUAAAAUGCUCGGCUGUCAUUUCAAAUGCAAACACAACUGGCGGUCAGCGGGCACAGAAAAGUCGUGUACUCACCACAUCCUUUACUCGGCAGUUGCCUUGAGGGCUCAAUCGUGUGGCAUGUCGACUGCAGUAUAAUUCUCUUCAGUUGCAACAUUGUAUGAUACGCAUAUGUGCAUCCUUAUAGUGCAGCUUGUCAAGCGUGUGAACUCAUGGUCAUGGCCAUCCACACAAUUCAAAGAUGAAUACUGCGUAUGCACGACCACCAGAAUUUUUGCAAACUAGUAGGAUAACCCUCAAGGACUUCCAUUUGCGCACACACAACAAGUACCGCUUCCUGUUCACUAUGCAAAGCUUAGAAUUUGAACAGGAAUCCACUUUUUGAAACAACGUGACUGCCUCCAUUUCCCUUCCCUUAACAGCAAGGGGCCAGCCUUAGAGCUAUUAGUUUCGCCAGUUGAUAUGAUGUCACCCAUAAGUGUUAGUCCCAUUGGACUCCAUUCAUGUUUGACAGCAAAUAAAAAAUAUUUCUGCUCACA